ACAACAACCAUUUCCCUUUCCUUUCUAUUUCUUUUGUUCUUUUGUUCUCCCCCGCCUCAGACUGCCUGUCGCCGCCCCCAAGUGACCCCACGACACCCCGCCAGCAACUGCCGCAUCGCACCCAGCAGCCCCCUCGCGUGACCCCACCUCGUGUCCGUCAAUCAACCUCAUACACUUGCUUCCAUCGCCUGUUUGGUCUUCCGUCAGCCUUUCCGACUUCAACCUACGCCCAGGAGUUGACACUUUUCCCAGAGACACCACUCCUGUCACACAAGCACCAAGCAAGAACAAAACGUCGAAAUGUCUGUCGAACUCAGCCCCGCUACUCAGUUGGGUUUCCCUCGUCCCUUUACCGCCAUCACCAAGCGAACCCUCUACAUCCACAACCCCCACUCCUACCCCGUCGCCUUCAAGGUCAAGACCACCGCUCCCAAGCAGUACUCUGUGAGGCCCAACUCGGGGCGUAUCGAGCCGGGAGACAGCGUUGAUGUGAACAUCAUGUUGCAACCCAUGGCCGAGGAACCGCCAGCCCACGCCAAGUGCAAGGACAAGUUCUUGGUCCAGUCUGCAUUCAUCCACGCCGAUGACGAAGUGCGCUCUUUGUCACAGAUGUGGACUCUGCUGGAACAGACCAACAAGGCCGGUAUCGAGGAGAAGAAGCUCAAGGUUGUCUUCUUGGCCCCCGAAGGUCAGGCCGAUGGUCAGGGUAUCCCAGAGGAGAUGGAAGAUAGCAGAAUUGAGGAAUCAUUCAACGAUCCCCACGAUGGUCUUACAAGGUGGACCACCAAGCCCGAGAAAGAGUAUGACCCUGCCUUGUUCCCGAACAAAGGGCUUUCCGUCUGGGAAGACCCUUACAACAAGCCUAUCUACGUCCCAAAGGCUCCCGUUCUCCACAAGCCCGUCACUGUUGGUACCCAUACUCAACCCCCUAUACAUCUCCACUUUUGUUCAUGCCAUAUACCCCACAAAUUGACCUGCAACUGCAAGAAUCCAAAGCUGACAAUCUCCAAGGCCAUCUUCAGCCACGCCCAGACUUCACCCACACCCCUCGACAGGUCUGUUGGCCCCAGCGAUCCCUCCAGGUCUUUCGCCGCCGGCCCUUCUGCCCCCGCCGUCAACGAGCCCGCCCUUCCACCCCUUUCUGCCGCCGACAUCCAACCCACCAACGCCGCCCUCGAAAAGUCCCUCUCUGCUACCACGAGCGACUCUGAGAAGCUUGCCGUCGCUCUCAAGGAAAUUGAGCGUCUCAAGGCCGAGGUUGCCGAAAAAACUGGUCCUCAGGUGACUGGGUUGAGGAAGAGGGGUGUGCAGGGUGGGGCGGAUACGAUUGUGGAGAAGCCUGUGCAGGCGGCGGCUGUUGCUGCUCAGCAAGGUGUGCCGCUCGAAGUGGUCGUCGGACUUGUGGCAGGUGUCUUUGUGUUGACUUAUUUGUUCUUUUGAAAGAGUUUUUGAAAGGUUGGAAUGGAGGAGAUGGAGAUUUGUUGUGGAUAUAUCUAAGAAUGGGCAUUUCAUGCACGACUGAAACACGAGGUCUUUUUUUUGUAUAUCGAACAGGACUAUCGCAAUAGGGGUUCUUUAUUCGUUACUUGCUGUCAGUAGUCAUUUGAAUGUGAUCUAGGUUUAUGAUCUUUGUCCGCGAGAUCUUGGCGACUUCCUUACAGGACUGGCCUUCGAAAGGGUCGUUAAGAAGAAAGGACCGACUCU
Cryptococcus amylolentus CBS 6039 is the source of this 1704-nucleotide messenger RNA. RefSeq lists its product as hypothetical. Gene Ontology annotation, cellular component: plasma membrane; endoplasmic reticulum membrane. The transcript is spliced from 5 exons. The record is from RefSeq and is a predicted model, not a curated record. Gene Ontology annotation, biological process: endoplasmic reticulum membrane organization. Lineage: Eukaryota; Fungi; Basidiomycota; Tremellomycetes; Tremellales; Cryptococcaceae. The coding region runs from base 301 to 1440 and encodes 379 amino acids. Gene Ontology annotation, molecular function: FFAT motif binding.